AUGCGUACCAUGGCGUCCAAGCAGCAACCCGCACAAGCCAAAGGUCUCAAGGCCUUACCCACCUCAGCCUUCUUCUCCGACAACCCCGAUAAGGCAUGGACUGAGCGCAUGAUCCUGGCUCAAAGCGGCUUCUGGAUGAGCGCCGUGGGCCUGGUCAUGCUUACCGGACUCAUCCACCGCCUCCAAGAACUCGACCUCUUGCUAUUUUCCAUCACGGUGGCGGCACCGCCCGUACUACUGCCCCUGCUCUCCUCCACCCGACCCGAUAGAGAUGUACCCUGGUUCAAGUGCUACUGGGCCAAGUUCAACGUGUGGAUUGCCAUCCUGGUGGCCUUUGGCACCUACUUUGGCUCCCACUACUUCUUCGAUCUGAUGGGGAUGCGGUACACGUUCAACGUUCGCUGGACGUUUGACUCGCACAUCCUCGGCCACAGCGGGCAGAGAGUGCCCGUUUUCAUGUAUCCUCUCACCCAUGCCUACUUUGCCACCUAUUACACCCUUCUCGUCGUCUGCGAGCGAGCAUUGGUGCGCUGGCUCCAGCCCGCUCUUUUCGCCCGCACCCUUAUCGUGUGCGGUCUUUCGUACGCGCUUGCGUUUGCCGAGACGUUCUUGAUGGACACGGAACUCAUGACGGGCCUCUUCUCCUACGAAAAGCACGGUCGCAUGCUGUCGGUAGGAUCUCUGGGGUACGCCUCGUACUUCCUCGUCGGACUACCCAUGGUUCGGCGCAUAGACGAAGGCGAACGGUGGCCCAUGACAAAGGUGAUUAUCGACGCGCUGGCCGCGUGCAUGGCCAUCCUGGUGCUGCUUGAGGCGUGGGCAAAGGUUAUGGGACCACUGUAA
Messenger RNA from Parascedosporium putredinis, 843 nucleotides. The record is from the annotation of a GenBank genome assembly. Lineage: Eukaryota; Fungi; Ascomycota; Sordariomycetes; Microascales; Microascaceae.